Messenger RNA from Osmerus eperlanus (European smelt), 1954 nucleotides. RefSeq names its product phosphatidylserine decarboxylase (gene pisd). Gene Ontology annotation, biological process: phosphatidylethanolamine biosynthetic process. NCBI's taxonomy places the organism in Eukaryota, Metazoa, Chordata, Actinopteri, Osmeriformes, Osmeridae. Bases 202 to 1473 code for a protein of 423 amino acids. The record is from RefSeq and is a predicted model, not a curated record. The transcript has 7 exons. Gene Ontology annotation, cellular component: mitochondrion. Gene Ontology annotation, molecular function: phosphatidylserine decarboxylase activity.
AGAGAGGGAGAGCAGUCCAGCGAGGAGAGAAGCAGCAGCAGCAGCUACGCACUCGCUACCGCACACACGCAGCACAGCAGCGAGAGAGAAAGAGAGAAAGAGAAAGAGAGAGACAGGAGCCCAGCGCACGGAGUGUUUGUCCUCUCCGGUGAUCAUGUGUCAGAGCAGGAGCGUGCAGAGGGCGGCGUGGAACUCAGGGAAAUGGUGAGAUGCUGCAGAUCGUUGCACAGCCCUCCGUCUUGCUACAAUCUCCACAGAGUUAGGGUUGAUGCGCGCAGGCUCCGGCCUCAGAGCUCAGCAGGAGCAGGGGAGCUGCAGGGAGGCAGCGCAGGAGGAGGAGGAGGCCCCGGGGCUGGUGGAGCCUCUGCUCUCAGCCACAGAAACAGAUUCAGGUUGCAGUUCCCCCAGUUGGCCUUGCGGCGGCGCUUGGGUCAGCUGAGCUGCAUGUCCCGGCCCGCCCUGCGGCUGCGCUCAUGGCCGCUCUCCUUCCUCUACUAUGUCCUGCCCCUCAGCGCUCUCAAACCCCUGGCCAAGGUGGGCUGGAGACCCACCUCCCGAGUGGGGCUGUAUAAGACCAUCCCCACGCGGCUGCUGUCGCGCGCCUGGGGCCGCCUGAACCAGGUGGAGCUGCCCACCUGGCUGAGGAAGCCGGUGUACAGCCUCUACAUCUGGACGUUCGGCGUCAACAUGCAGGAGGCGGCCGUGGAGGACCUGCACCACUACCGCAACCUGGGAGAGUUCUUCAGGCGCAAGCUGAAGCCCCAGGCCCGGCCCGUCUGCGACUCGCACUGCGUGAUCAGCCCGGCAGAUGGCAAGAUCCUGCACUUUGGGCGGGUGCGUAACUGCGAGGUGGAGCAGGUGAAGGGGGUGACCUACUCUCUGGAGACCUUCCUGGGCCCACACACCUGGGCGGAGAGUCUCGUAGACGCCACCAGAAACGAGGACGACGCCAGCUCGUUCCAGGACCUGCUCGUGACGAAAGAGGGGAACGAACUCUUCCACUGUGUGGUGUACCUGGCGCCUGGAGACUAUCACUGCUUCCACUCCCCCACAGACUGGACGGUGGCCCACCGACGCCACUUCCCUGGCUCUCUGAUGUCAGUGAACCCGGGCGUGGCGCGCUGGAUCAAGGAGCUGUUCUGUCACAACGAGCGGGUGGUUCUGAGCGGGGAGUGGACCCACGGCUUCUUCUCUCUGACCGCGGUGGGCGCCACCAACGUUGGGUCCAUACGCAUCUACUUUGACAAGGAGCUGCGCACCAACGCCCCCCGCUACAGCAAAGGCUCGUACAACGACUUCAGCUACAUCUCCAACAACAACCGCGAGGGCGUGGCCAUGAGGAAGGGCGAGCACCUGGGCGAGUUCAACCUGGGCUCCACCAUCGUGCUGCUCUUCGAGGCCCCCAGGGACUUCACCUUCAACCUGAAGGCGGGCCAGAAGAUCCGCUACGGGGAGCCCCUGGGCUCCAUGUGACCGGGCCUCGUGGGGGGGGGGGGGGGGUUAGGGACGCGCCGGCUGUGCGCGUCGUUGACCGCGAGGGCGGACUGACUGCUGUGGAGCGCGGCAGGCGGACUUGCACACCGGUGACAAAUCCAUGCGGACUCAUACACCUCGUACCACAGGGAGAGGGAAGAGGACGUGUCGUGAUGCUCGCUCGCACUCACACACGCGCACGCAUCGCCACUGACUCAUCCGCGCGCAUACAUCAACACCGAGUUGCUCGCAAUAGACACACACGCCCACGCACACUGAUGACUCGCUCCAAGCAGACACGCACUCACGCGCACCAUCGCCACGUCCCUUGGCCAUCUCCGUUCAUCUGCAGGAGGGUGUGUCAGUCGACGUUCAACUGCAAAGGACACCCUGUACAUAGACUGACACCGUUCAAACUCACAGCAACUAGGUUUACCAUGAAAACUAACACAUAGCUUUUUAUUUUUGUUAUUUUGUUAUU